AUGUUCGACCCCGUCACAAAGUACGCCCAUAAUGUAUGGGAAGAGGAAGAGGGUAUACAUAACAACAAGUCUCUCCCGUCUGGUAUAUUUGUCUUCCAUAUCCGCAUUCGCCAUGUUGUUACUUGGUUUAAUACAACGCAAGAAGAUGCCAUGACUAUAAUUAAUCAGGUGCUUUCUCCUUUGGGAAUCCCUUCUGGAGCCAUGCCACCGAUGAUUCGGGACGUCUCGUCGUUUGCUCGGAUAGUGGCUGCAAAAUGUUUUGAAGCUGGCCGGAGUUAG
Molecule: messenger RNA, 279 nt
Organism: Ilex paraguariensis (yerba mate)
Lineage: Eukaryota; Viridiplantae; Streptophyta; Magnoliopsida; Aquifoliales; Aquifoliaceae
Source: the annotation of a GenBank genome assembly